GGGACAGGGAGGGCCCAAAUAAACAAAGUUAUCUUAUAUAAGUUCUUAACAAAAAAAAUGGAGUGCCCAAAUAUUUAUAAUUUUAUACCUGAUUGAUUCCUGAACCUCAGAACCUGAUACGGUGAGGUGAGCAGUUGAGACUUGAGAGAGGCGGAGAGCAGAGAAUCAGAGAGAGGCCUUGAGCCUUGAGCUGUUGUCUGUUGAGCGAACACUGGAGACUGGAGACUAGAGAGAAAGUUUAGUGCUACUGCUUCAUGUUUAUUUGAGGGUGUUUCUGUGGAUCAAUAAAUUGCUCACUCCUAUGUGUCAUGGAACUUGCUUAAUAGGGAAGAUGGAUCUUGAGACGGAAAACAGAAUAGCUGCUAUGCUUAUGAAAGAAGCAGCAGAAUUGCGGCGACAAGCAGAGAGGGAAGGUGUGCAUGUCUAUCUUCGAGAACGUAAAGAAAGGUUUCGGCCUAAUUCACGGUUUCUAACUGCUACUGUUCUUGGCGUGCAACAAGCAAAUCGGGCAGUGGAAGUGAAUGAGAUGUGGCGAGUCCGGCAGAAAGAAAUAGAGCUGGACGAAAGGAUCAAAGGCAGAUUGAGAGAUGGGAGCAGCAGUGACAACAGUCUUAGGGAUAAUAAAUUCACAAGCACAAAUAAGAGGCCUUCCAAAAGUGCUAACACUGCCAGUGCUUCAGGAUCAUCAAAUGAAAGAGGGUAUGAGAAUGGCUAUUCAAAGGAAGAUGAAGAGCUUGAGAAGUUUCUACACUCAAGGUCUGUGUGCGUGGUAAAACGUGGCAGAGGUGGUGUUGGGCCAAGAAUGGAUGAAACAGGUCCAUACCUUCCACAUCGUCCAGACUUUAGGGAAGAGGAGCUUUCAAGAAGCCCUGGCGUAGGGAAAGGCCGUGUCGUCUAUGGUCCUGAAAAGCCUUCUUCAUUAAAGUCAUACGAUUCUUCUGAAGAGGAGCUUCAUGAGCAAAAGCGAAAGAAGACAAAGAAGGUUCACUCAGGGAGCUCUGACAAGCAGCACUCGAGGAAGCACAGAUCCAAAGAUAAGUCAGAAGAUAAGAAAAAGAAGAGGAAGGAGGAGAAAAGAAAUAAGCGUCACAAGUAAGGCUAUUUUAUAUUGUGCUGUGUUCUCCCAUAAAGGUCACAAGUUAGUGUAUGUCAAUUUGAAUGGAAAUCCCUAUUUGUACAAAGUUGAUUUUUCACAAUAGGAUUUUACAAUAAUAUAAAUUUAAGGAAAGAAAAUAGAUUGAACACGUUUGGACUUCAA
This is a messenger RNA of Quercus lobata, 1258 nucleotides long. Its product is annotated as G patch domain protein. NCBI's taxonomy places the organism in Eukaryota, Viridiplantae, Streptophyta, Magnoliopsida, Fagales, Fagaceae. The record is from RefSeq and is a predicted model, not a curated record. The transcript has 4 exons. Bases 302 to 1096 code for a protein of 264 amino acids.